AUGAUAAAAAGUGAGUCUUCCUGCGACGAAUCGUGGAUACCAUUGAGUAUAAAACGGGAAAAACAAAAAAGGAGAAGGAAGUCCCCAAAAAUCUGGAGCUGUGCCAAAUGCAACGCGAAAUUUGAUAAGAGCACCCAAUUUCGCGACCAUCGGAAGGUACACAAAAAGCCAGUGUAUGACGAUUCACAAUACAGCUACACGUACGAUCCUGUAAAGGAAACCUACAACUGCGUGACGUGCGACUUGGAAGUACCUUCCAAAAUCGAAAUCCAACAACAUGUUAAAAGCCAUAAAGAACAUUUUACCUGUGACAUUUGUAAUUUACAAUUCGACGAACCGUACAAGUACGCUAAACAUAGCAUCAUCCACUCGGACGACAAAACCUUCAAAUGCCCGAUGUGCGAAUCGUUUAAGACCAAAGCUCGGACUUCGUUACUCGCCCAUAUCAACACGUUCCACCUUCACAGAUAUUUCUACAGGUGCACCACGUGCGGCAAAGGUUUCAACGAUUGCGUCCAGUUCAAAGAACACAAGAACGUGCACGACGGGGUGAAACCUUUCAAGUGCGUCGUUUGCGAGAAAGAUUUUACAUUCUCAAAUUACUUAUUCGCCCAUCAAGUGAGAAAUCAUAAGGUUACGAUCGAUGGCGUCAUCGGAACGAAUCAAUGUCACAUGUGUUUACGAAGAUUCGCCAACAUACGGACUUUGCAGAAACACAUGAAGAAACACGAAAACGAAAAGAAGAAGAAGCCCGAGAAGAAACACUUGUGCGAUAUUUGCGGGAAAGGGUACGCAAGAAAAGCGAAGUUCGUAGUUCACUAUCGAAAUCAUACCGGUGAUAAACCUUUCAAGUGUUCUUAUUGCUCCAAACGGUUUACCCAGAAGGAAUACGUCGUGCUUCAUGAACGAGUCCACAGCGGGGAAAAACCUUACGCCUGUGAAUUUUGCGGGAAGUGCUUCAAUCAAGGGGCGCCGCUCAAAGUACAUAUACGAACGCAUACGGGAGAGCGCCCCUUUAACUGUGAAAUUUGCGAUGCUCGAAACGUAACGAUCAAGAAAGAAGAUUCGGAAAACGAAGAUUGGAAACCGCCUACAACUUCUAGGUUCAAAUCUUUGAAAUCGAAUUACAAGUCAAGAUGUAGCAACGAUUGGUCACUGGUUAAAAAGAAACAAACCAGAAUGAGAAGAAUAUGGAAAUGUACCAAGUGUCCCGAAGAGUUCGAUACAAACAGAAAGUUGCGCGUUCAUAGAAAAAUCCAUCAAAAAAACAAAUACGAAGAAACGAAGUACAGCUACAUUUUGGACACGGUAAAAGACAUUUACUGCUGCAUGACUUGUGACGUAGAGUGCACUACAAAAGAAGACAUUCAAAGACACGUGUUGACUCACGAGGAGCAUUACACGUGCGAGAUAUGCAACUUAACAUUUUCCGAACCUUACAAAUACGCAACACACAUGUUCGUUCAUAGUAAAGAUCAUUUCUUCAAGUGUCCGCUUUGCGACUCUUACAAAACCCCGAAGAGAACCUGCUUGUUGUCACACAUCAAUACUUUUCACUUGAAAAGGUUUAUUUACACUUGUUCCACCUGCGGCAAAGGUUUUAACGAUUGCGUCCAGUUCAAAGAGCACAACAACAUUCACCAAGGGAUUCGUCCGUUCCAGUGUAUAGUUUGUGGUAAAGAUUUCCCGUUUUCGGUCUACCUUCACACCCAUCAGGUGCGAAACCACAGGGUUUCGAUCGAUGGCGUCAUCGGUACGAAUCAGUGUUAUGUGUGCAUGCGCAGCUGUGCCAAUCCGCAGACCCUCAAGAGACACAUAAAGAAACACGCAAAAGAGGGCGAAAAGGGCGGUCGCGAAAAGAAGCACUUGUGUGACAUGUGCGGGAAGGGAUUCGCGGUCAAGUACAAGUUGAUUUUACAUUAUCGCACCCAUACGGGGGUGAAACCUUACAGCUGUUCGUACUGUGCGAAGAGCUUCACUAAACGUGACUAUUUAGUAAUGCACGAACGAAUUCACAGCGGGGAAAAACCGUAUUCUUGUGAGUAUUGCGGUAAAUGUUUCAACCAAACCGCCCCUCUCCGGGUGCACAUACGCAGUCAUACGGGAGAACGCCCCUUCGUUUGUCACAUAUGUAACAGUGGGUUUAUUUCGAAGGGCUCUCUUAAUAUUCACAUUAAGCGGUGCACCGGAAAUGAUUACACAGUAUAA
Molecule: messenger RNA, 2208 nt
Organism: Agrilus planipennis (emerald ash borer)
Lineage: Eukaryota; Metazoa; Arthropoda; Insecta; Coleoptera; Buprestidae
Product: zinc finger protein 585B-like
Exons: 2
Coding region: 1-2208 (735 amino acids)
Source: RefSeq, a predicted model, not a curated record